Messenger RNA from Drosophila grimshawi, 2417 nucleotides. RefSeq names its product putative inorganic phosphate cotransporter (gene dmGlut). The record is from RefSeq and is a predicted model, not a curated record. The coding region runs from base 506 to 2002 and encodes 498 amino acids. Gene Ontology annotation, molecular function: transmembrane transporter activity. NCBI's taxonomy places the organism in Eukaryota, Metazoa, Arthropoda, Insecta, Diptera, Drosophilidae. Gene Ontology annotation, biological process: transmembrane transport; monoatomic anion transport. The transcript has 3 exons.
UUGAAAUUUAACAGCCGACGUGCGCGGUGGGCAGAACAAAAAAAGCGCGAAGAUCGUGUGGUGUAGAAACCGCUAAAGCGAGAAACGAGUCAAAUACAGAAAGAGUAGAAGCAGAAGAGGAAGAAACUACAAGAAGUGCGUGAUUCCAGUGCGUUUUCAUUGCACAUUCCACUCUCGUUCGCGGUCCGCAGUACUAUUUAAGUUGUCGUUGCGUACGGUUUUUCUCUGCCACUCUGUUUCUGUUUCUGCUUCUCUAUCUCUCUCACACACUCUUUCGCCGUCUUUGUCUAUUUGUCGUUCUCCCACUUUCGCUGUCAGUCCUGUUGUUGCGCGUGCGUGCCAAAAGUGAAAAGUGUUGGAGAGAGAAAGGUGUAAGCCAGCAAGGACCUGUGUGAGUGUGUGGCGAGUGUAACUGCAGUUGUUUGCCGCACUCAGUUUAUCCUUGUUUGUAACCGUGGCGAAGGAACUGAACAACUUAUUAACGUUGCAACAGAACACAGUCGAGAUGACACAACAACCACAAUGGGGCAUAAGUUUAUCAAAGUAUUUUAUAUUACCACAACGUGUGAUAUUGGCCAUCAUGGGCUUUCUGGCCAUCCUGAAUGCCUACACGAUGCGCGUGUGUCUCUCCCAGGCCAUCACUGUCCUUGUGAUCAAGAAGAACAACUCGGAAACGGAGGAUGGCGGUCAUGCGAUCUGUGAGGCGGAUGAUUUGGAUGAUGGUGGCGCUGCCAGCAGUGGCGAUUACAACUGGUCCGAGGAGUUGCAGGGCCUGAUCUUGUCGUCCUUCUACAUUGGUUACAUUGUCACCCAUGUGCCCGGCGGUCUCCUUGCCGAGAAGUUUGGCGGCAAAUGGACUCUCGGCCUGGGCAUCCUCUCAACGGCUGUAUUUACCAUGCUAACACCGCUGGCCAUCGACUUGGGUGGCUCCGACUGGCUGAUUGUGACCCGUGUGCUGAUGGGUUUGGGCGAAGGUACCACAUUCCCAGCCUUGAGUGUCCUGCUAGCCGCAUGGGUGCCGGCCAACGAACGUGGCAAACUGGGCGCUUUGGUUCUUGGCGGUGGCCAAGUGGGCACCAUUAUGGGUAAUUUACUAUCGGGCGUCUUCCUCGAGGCCUACGACUGGCCAUUUGUGUUCUACUUCUUCGGCGGUCUUGGCGUUAUUUGGUUUGUCAUCUUUGUCUUCCUGUGCUUCAGCGAUCCCAGCUCGCAUCCCUUUAUCAAGCCCAGCGAACGUGAGUAUCUCAUCAAGGAGAUCGGCAGCAUUGGUCGCAAUGAGAGUCUGCCACCCACACCCUGGAAGGCGAUCCUCACCAAUCUGCCCAUGUUUGCGUUGGUUGCUGCUCAAAUCGGUCACGAUUGGGGCUUCUAUAUCAUGGUGACGGAUCUGCCCAAAUAUAUGGCCGAUGUUCUGCAGUUCUCCAUCAAGGCGAACGGUCUGUACUCCUCCCUGCCCUACAUAAUGAUGUGGAUCGUGUCCGUUGGCAGCGGCUUCGUGGCGGACUGGAUGAUUCGUAAAGGCAUUAUGAAUACGACAAAUACGCGCAAAAUGAUGACAGGAUUGGCGGCCUUUGGCCCGGCCAUAUUUAUGGUGGGCGCCUCAUAUGCCGGCUGUGAUCGCACCCUGGUCGUGGUCCUCUUCACCAUCUGCAUGGGAUUGAUGGGAGCCUACUAUGCGGGCAUGAAGCUCAGUCCGCUGGACAUGAGUCCCAACUAUGCCGGCACUCUGAUGGCCAUUACGAAUGGCAUUGGUGCAAUUACGGGUGUGAUUACGCCAUACCUGGUAGGUGUUAUGACACCAAAUGCCUCGCUGCUCGAGUGGCGAACUGUCUUCUGGGUGGCCUUUGGUGUACUCUGCGUCACUGCGGUCAUCUACUGCAUCUGGGCAUCCGGCGAGAUACAGCCCUUCAACAACGCGCCCAUCGAGCCACGCAGCGUUGACUAUGAGGCCGAGGAGCGUAAAUCCGAGCAUAAAAUGAAGCCCCUGGAGCGCAGCUCCUAGAGUCUGAGUAACCAAAAGUGCCAUAACUAUUAACGUUGUGCUCUAGUUCAUAUCAUAUUUACAAUAUAUGUACUAUAUCAGUUUUAAUGCGUGUGCAACCGUUGAAUUUUGCGAAUUUGUUGUGGUUACCGCCCGCGAAGACAUUGUUAAUGUAUGUUUGUAUUAUAUAACACGGAUUUGUACAACUUGCGAUCACCUAUUGCAAUUGCUAGUUUUAUAGUAUGCCAAAAUGUCGGCCCCCAGUGCGCUGUCUAUAUAUAUAUAUAAAUGUUAAUCUAUAAGCAUUCAGCUGCAGUUCCUUAAGCUUUAAUUUUUAAUCCCGAAAUACGUAGGAUGGCUCUGCUAUCUCCCACAAAACCCCCGUCCCCGUCCCCCUCCCCUCCCCUGUCGCACCUCAAGCCAGUUCACAGCUCCA